Messenger RNA from Hordeum vulgare subsp. vulgare (domesticated barley), 1027 nucleotides. RefSeq names its product endoplasmic reticulum-Golgi intermediate compartment protein 3-like. The record is from RefSeq and is a predicted model, not a curated record. The transcript has 5 exons. NCBI's taxonomy places the organism in Eukaryota, Viridiplantae, Streptophyta, Magnoliopsida, Poales, Poaceae. The coding region runs from base 340 to 699 and encodes 119 amino acids. Gene Ontology annotation, cellular component: COPII-coated ER to Golgi transport vesicle; endoplasmic reticulum.
CCCGGUGCAACGCACGGGCAUAUUCCGUCGCUGACGUUUUUGCAGAAAAGUCCUUCUGUUCUUUUGAAAUCAACCCGCAGUCCUAUAAUAAGUGGAAAAAAUGUUUCGGGUCGUGGCGCGGAUCUCGGCGGGGAACGGCUGCAGAGGUUGCAGCUCUGGCCGAGCUAGGCCAUAGGGAGGGCGGCGGGCGGCGGCACACGGAUCUCGGUGGGGAACGGCUGCAGAGGUUGUAGCUCUGGCCGAGCUAUGCCAUGGGGAGGGCGGCGGCUCGCGGAUCUCGGCGGGAGACGGCUGGGCGCGGGGGCUUCGGCCCUCGGGGCUUCGAUCUGAUUACAAAAGAUGGGCGUUGACGAGGAGAUCUUCGUCGUGGACCUCAAGAAGGGCGCCGUCUUCACAGGUUGUCCCUACUAUCUAUACAGAUAUCAGGGGGCGAAAGAUUCACUCAAAUCAGUUUCUGUGACGGAGCACUUUAGAGAAGCAAUUGGCCUUCCAAGGCCCCCGCCCGGUGUAUAUUUCUUCUACGAAUUUUCGCCAAUUCAGGUUGAUUUUACUGAAGAAAACACAUCACUUCUUCACUUCUUGACAAACAUAUGUGUGAUUCUUGGAGGAAUAUUCACCGUGGCUGGCAUCAUAGAUUCAUUUGUGUACCAUGGUCAUCGUGCAAUCAAGAAGAAGAUGGAGACCGGAAAGCUCGGAUAGGGUAAUUCCAAGUGGAGCAGCAUGUAGCCAGCUAGCCAGUAGGACGGUAGCCAAGAACUGAGCUGCCCUGGAAAGGCGAGCAGAGAGCUCAGGAGGAAUUUUGGUCAAGAAUACUAUAUUAUUGUAAUGCAGUUCCUACUCACUCGACUUUUGCUGGUAAUUAUUUGAUCCCAGACGUGCCAAUCAUAGAGGUUUAUUCUUUCUUACUCUCUUGUGUAAGCAACUGGAUCGCAGUGUUUGUCUUAUAGAAGUUCAAAGUCUUGUGUAACAAUACUACAUACACAAAACCCUCAGCUCAAACGGUUGCUGAAAACUCCAUUUUGAUCAA